This is a messenger RNA of Clunio marinus, 219 nucleotides long. NCBI's taxonomy places the organism in Eukaryota, Metazoa, Arthropoda, Insecta, Diptera, Chironomidae. The record is from the annotation of a GenBank genome assembly.
AUGAAAAAUAAUAAAGGAAGAGCAAGAAAGAGCCUUUUGUUAUUGCUCGGUGAUCUCAAAGUAACGCUUAAAAGAGUAACAAAUGAAAUGACAAAACGGAACAAAUUGGAACUCAACAAGUUGAUACAAGAUAGAAUGUUAAAAGGAAGGAAUAAACUCAAUUCUAAUUUAAUGGGAUUAAGAUAUACUGAUUUAGAAUGUCAAAGGAAAGCGAAGUGA